AUGGAUCCCAACAUGUUCGGCAACAACUUUGCCGGCAUGUUCGGCCAGCAACAGCAGCAGCCGCAGCCCACAGGCGCCGGCAUGGAUGCAUCCAAUCCGGGCAUGGGUGGCAUCAACCCCGCCAUGUUCGCAGGCAUCGACAUCUCCACCUUGCAGAACAAUCCACAGCUUGCCGCCAUGCUCUUGCAGCAACAGCAGCAACAGCAGCAGCAGCAGCCGUCGCAGCCCAACACUCCGCAACAGGCGCGAUUCAACCCGGCCAUGUUCAAUCCGGCCAUGAUGGGCAUCGAUCCAAACAACCCAGGCGCUGCAGGCAUCAACCUCCAGGCUCUCCAACGCGCCGCUGCGGCUGGCGGUAACAAUCCCAUGGCCUCGUUCAACCCGCAGAUGCUCUUACAACAGCAGCAGCAACAACAACAGCAUCAGCAACAGCAGCAGCGUCAGGGCACCCCGCAACAACAACAGCAGCAACCUCAGCAGCAGUCAGGCGCACAGCCUUCGCGGUGGCCGCCACAACAGCAGCCGCAGAUGCAGCAGAUGCAACAGCAGCAACAACAGCAGCAGCAGCAACAAAUGCAGAUGCAGCAGAACUUGCUCGCUCAGCUACAGAACGGCGGCUCCAACAUGUUCGGCAACUUUGGUCAGAUGGGCCAGAUGCAGCAGCAGCCGCAGCCCCAGCAACAACAACAACAGCAGCAGCAGCCGCAGCAGCAGCAACAACAGCCACAACAGCAGCAAGGGCAGUUCGGCGCGGGCCAGAUCAACCCUGCUGCGUUCGGCCUCAACCCGCAAGCCAUGGCGCUCUUCCAGCAGAACCCCAUGCAAGCCAUGCAGGCCAUGCAAGCUUUCGGUCAGCUCAACCCUGGCGCCUUCCCUCCGGGCGCUCUCAACCAGCUCAUGAUGCAACAACAGCAACAACAGCUGCAGCAACAGCAGCAGGCUCAGGCCGGUGCUUCCUCUCAGCCCGGUCAGAACCCGUCCAUGUUCCAGUUUGCGCCCAACGGCAACAUGCCUGGUAUACUUGAUCCUUCCGCGCUCAAGCUCGCGCAACAGCAACCCAACAUGUUUGGUGGUGCAGGCGCGCAGGCGCCCGGUGCUUCGCCGGUGCGUCCCAACUCGGCGAUCCAGCAGCAGCAGCAGCAGCACACACCAAACGGUCUUCCCUCCUAUCUGCAAUCCGGCAACAUGAACCCAAUGCAGCCCGGCCAGUCGUCACCCGCGCCAUCCCAUCAGCAACCUGGAACGCCGCAGCAGUCUGCAUCCAACGGCGCCGUGCCUUCCACGCCCACCACCGCCUCCAAGCCCAAACCGCCACGGAAAAAGUCGGAGAAGAAGACUACGGCCAAGGCGUCGCAGAACCAGACGCCCGUCAUGCAGCCCGCCAACGUGCCCGGCACCGCCAGCAUGCAGCCUUCGCCAAGCGCAUCGUCGAUAGCGGGCAUCCAGGGCGCAUCGCUGCCCGGAAGCGCUUUCGAACGCUCGCGCAGCCACACGCGAUCGCCGAGCGUGUCCUUGGGCGGCCAGGGCACGCCAUCACAGAUGCACGCUCUGCCACCGGGCGUCCAGGGUAUGCCGCCGCAGCAGCCGCAGCCACCCCUGCAGCAGCCGCAGAUGGGCAUGCCAGGCCAGCCCGGCCCUCCGCAGCCACAGCAGGUGGUGCCGCCCAACUGGACGCCGAGCCUCAACCCGCAGCAGCAGCAGGCCGUGCUCUCGCGCGCACUUGCGCUCGCCAAGGCUCAGGAAGGCUCGGGCCUCACUCCCGUGCACACGCUCAUGCAGAUGGGCUACCUCUUCUUGAAGGCCUCGAGCUUGCCCGGCGGAUCGCAUCCGGCCAUGAUGCCCAACGGCGGAAUGGUGCUGACGAUCAACGAGGCGCGCGGAUUAGGUCUCAUUCCACAGCAACAGGGUGCGCAGCAGCAGCGUCAGCCUUCACUGCCAGGCAUGCCUCCACAGCCAGGUCAGCAGCAGGGUCAGCAGCAGCCGCAGCAAGGGCAGCAACCGCAGCAGCCCGGCUUUGGUGCGCCUGGCAUGACGCCUCAGCAGCAACAGCAGCAGCAUCAUCAGCAGCAAAUGCUCAUGAUGCAACAGCAGCAGCAACAGCAGAUGCAGCAACAACAGCAGCAACAGCAGCAAAUGCAGCAAAUGCAGCAACAACAGCAGCAGCAGCAGCAACCGCCUCUGGGUGCUCCACAGCUAGCACACGGCCAACGGCCCACCACGCCUGCCGGCCAGCUCGCCUCGCCGUCAAGCAUUCGUGCGCCGUCGCCCAUGGGCCCGUCGGGCGCAACAGCGAGCCCUGGUAUGACCAACAAGCCGCGCCCGCGUCAGUCGAGUCUGGCACUCAGCGCCUCGGGUCGUCCCGACUCACGCUCGGGCCCCGUGCCUCCCAACUUCCAGCAAGCAGGUCCGCAAGGCUUGAUGGCGCCUCCGCCAGCGCCGGGUCAGAUGCCGCCAGGCAUGCCUCCAGGUAUGGGCAUGCCGCCAGGAAUGAUGCCGGGUGGUCCAGGCAGCCAGAUGCCGCCAGGCUUCCCAGGCAGCGGCCCGCCUCAGAUGGCUCCUGAUGCCAAGCAGCAAGCCAGACGUCCGUCCAUGGCGCAAGAGAAUCCGCCGAUGGCAGGCAUCCCGGACAACAGGAGGCCGUCCAUGGCAGACGCUCGCGGCGUGCCCGGCCCUGUGUUGGACAGCGUUGCAGCAACCACACCGGACCCCGCCGUGCUGGCGGCAGCCAGCGCCGCUACAGCACAGCCAUCCGCGCAGUCGCAGCUCAUCGGCAGCUUUGGCGCAGGCGCGGCAACGCCCAAAUCCCGCAAAGGAUCGCAAGUCGCGACGGGUGAGGCACCGGCUGGCCCGAACGCCGAGGCGGUCGCGACGCCACCCGGUGCAUCCAGGGCUGGCGAGCCGCCCGCGCUUCCGGAUGUGUCUGCGAUGACCGGCAAACCCACGACGCUGGCCGGGCCUCCUCCUCCUUUCGUUCAAAGCGUGCCCUCGAAUCUCACGAGCCAGCCCAUGCUUGUAGGAGGGCCUGCACCCAAGGAGUCUGCAGUCGGAACGUCCGUCAACCACUUCAACACGCGCGUCACCAAGCUGGAUGAGCGCAUGCGACCGCAGCGCGCCGCGGACGGCAAGGACGAAGCCGCCUCGGCCGACGACGAAGUGUGGACGCAGCUCACGGCCGAGCAGGAGGAGGAGCUGGUGGGCAUCAUGAAGCGCGACCUCGAGUACGAGAAGCUCUCGCGCGCGCAGCAGCAGCAGAUGGAGCAGUCGCUCAAGGACCACAUCGACAGCGUGCGCCCGCCGAGGAGAAAGGCCACCGACGGCACGAUCACCAAGCCCAAGCCGCUGGCGUGGUGGGAGCGGCCCGAGGAGGAGGAUACGUCGGGUCUGUCGCGCGACGUGUUCAAGCCGUUCGGCGUGCUGUUCCCCAACCAGAAGCGCGCCGAGCUCGAUCAGGGCCAGCGCGGCGCACGGCCGCACAUUCCGCUCAAGCGCUCGCUCAUGGAGUCGGUGUCGCAGCAGGGCGAGGAUCUGGUGCCCAUCCGACUCGAGAUCGACCACGAGCACUGGAAGCUGCGCGACACGUUUACGUGGAAUGCGCAGGACGCGCACAUCAACGUCGAGGCGUUUGCACAGUCGAUCUGCGAAGACAUUGGGCUGCCGACGAGCGUGUUUGUGCCGCAGAUCAAGGAGCAGAUCACCAUGCAGAUCCUAGACCACCAGACGACGAGCGCGUUCAAGGCCAGGCCCACGUUCGACUUUAUGGGCGAUGGCAAGGAGGGUCAGGGCGCGCUCGAGGACGACGACGUGCGUUGGUGGUCCAAGUGGCGUCGCAGGGUGGAAUCGUUGCCGUUUGGCAAGCCGAGUGCGGGUGCGCAGAACGGCGAUGGCGGCGACGGCGGUGACGGCGAUGUGGUGAUGCGCGUGGGCGAGAGUAGCGAGGACGACGAUGCGCAGUCGGAGCCUGCCGAGAUCGUGGACACGACGCCGGCGGAAGAGCUGCGCAUGAUGAUCAAGCUCGACAUUACGGUGGGCAGCAUGAACCUCAUCGACCAGUUCGAGUGGGACGCCAACGAGUCGGAUCCGUCGGCGGCCGAGAAGUUCGCCGAGACGUUUGCGGCGGACCUGGGGCUGUCGGGCGAGUUCAAGACGGCGAUCGCGCAUUCGAUCCGCGAGCAGGUGUCGGUGCACGUCAAGUCGCUGGCGCUGACGGGCCACACGUUUGACGGCAAGCCCAUCGCGGACGAGGAGCUGCGUGCGGCGUUCCUGGGGCCCGUGAGCAAGGCGAAUGUGUCGCGCAACGAGCUCGAGUCGUACAACUUUACGCCGCGGCUGCUGCAGCUCACCGAGUCGGAGAUCGAGCGGCUGGACCGCGAGCGCGAGCGCGAGGCGAGGCGCAAGCGCCGCCAGACGCGCGGACGGCGCGGCAUUAAUCUGCCGGACCGCGAUCCGCAAAAGACGCAGCGCACGCCGGCGGUGUACGGCAUCCAGACGGCGCAGACCGACGCGGCGUCGGCGCUGCAGAAUGCCAACGGGCUCAGCGACCGAUACGGCGGCAUGUCGACGCGCCGCGCGGCGGCGGCGGCGGCCAACGCGUCCAUCGCGCCAUCGCAGGCCAACGAGCUGGGCACACCCACACCCGGUCCGGACGCACUGGGGCUGCCGGAGCGCAAGAAGCCCAAGGUGAACCACCAUGCGAUCCACUUUGACUUCCCCGGCGGAUUUGGACGCAAAUCGGAUCCCGGUGGACCGAAGUUCGCGCCGGCGUAUGCGGAGGAGGAGGCCAAGAAGCGCGCGCGCUCGCCCGAAAACCAGGCGACGGGCGCGCAGGCGGAGAAGGCGGCGCCGAAGCUGGUGUCGCUGUCGUAUGCGCAGCGCAACAAUGUGCGACCGGAGGAUCUGGAGCGCCAGCAUCCCAACUUCCACGACGGCAUGUGGCACUGCUCCAACUGCGGCAUCCCGGGCACGCUGGCGCCGGGCCGAAGGAAGGGGCCGUUGGGCGACAAGUCGCUGUGCGGACCGUGCGGCAAGUACUACCACCGCCACCGCAAGGUGAUCAUGCUCGAGUACACGCGCGAUCCGGUGGUGCACAUGAAGCAGCAGCAGGCGCUGAACCGCAAGAUGGGCGUGUCGAAUCCGCUCAUCGACACGGCGCUGCUGAAUGCGCUGGGCGAGCAGGAGGACUCGACGGAGCCGACGAGUGCGGCGGACACGCCCAAGCCCGAUGGUGGGGCGGGUGCGGGCGACGAGGCGGGUGGGGUGGAUGGAAAUGGCCCCAGAAGGCGAGGAAGGCCGCCGGCGUCGUCGAGGGGCGUUAGUAGGGGCGAUGGGGGCGAGAGGUCGGACGAGGAGGAUCUGCCGUUCGAGAUGGUGGGUAGUCCGGACGACACCGACUCGUCGUCGCGCUCGAGCAGUGUCGAGCCGACGGCACGCGCGAGGAAGUCGGCGUCGCAGCCGGUGGGUGGUGACGAGGCGGCGCCGGCGCGGCGGACGGCGGCGGAGAACGCGCGCGAGAAGGUGUCGGCGUCGUACGCUGCCGCCGAGAGCGCGACGGCGACCGAGGCUGAGGCGGCGACUGCGGCUGCAGAGCCAGCAGGUGGCGGUGGUGCGGCAGUCGAUGCGGGCGUUGCGGUCAAGGCCGAAGCUGACGAUGCGGGCGACCAUGGCGGCGUGGCAGCGACGUCGGCGCCCGUAGCAGCGGUGCCAGCAGCGGUGCCAGCGCUGGCAGGUUCUCCCGGAGCGACGGGGACGCCUGUGCUGUCGUCCGUGUCGCCGCGCAUGGGAGCGGUGGCGGGCGCGACGCCGCCCGAGUGGCUGACGCAGUCGGCCGAGGCGCUCAAGGCGCGCUAUCCGAACGACCGCUUCGAGAUCCAGCAGCGACCGCGGCCGGCGGGGGUGGCUGCGCCGCCGCAGCCCGAAUGGCGAGUGCGCUGCCUCGACUGCCCCGGCAAGCUGUACACCCCGGGCCCGGGCGAGAGCCUGACGAACUUUGAGAUUCAUUUGCGCAACCGGCUGCAUCGCGCCAACGUCAACAAGCGCGUCUACGGCAAUGCGGGCCCGGCUGGCGCGUCGCCGGGGGGCCAGGCAAGUCCCACCGCUCCGGCUAAGAGUCCUAAGCCAGCAUCAGCAGCGGCAGAGUAG
This is a messenger RNA of Moesziomyces antarcticus, 6135 nucleotides long. RefSeq lists its product as uncharacterized. Lineage: Eukaryota; Fungi; Basidiomycota; Ustilaginomycetes; Ustilaginales; Ustilaginaceae. Bases 1 to 6135 code for a protein of 2044 amino acids. Gene Ontology annotation, biological process: chromatin remodeling; regulation of transcription by RNA polymerase II. The transcript has a single exon. Gene Ontology annotation, molecular function: zinc ion binding; transcription coregulator activity. The record is from RefSeq and is a predicted model, not a curated record. Gene Ontology annotation, cellular component: nuclear chromosome; SWI/SNF complex; nucleus.